Molecule: messenger RNA, 1608 nt
Organism: Ustilaginoidea virens
Lineage: Eukaryota; Fungi; Ascomycota; Sordariomycetes; Hypocreales; Clavicipitaceae
Exons: 2
Coding region: 1-1608 (535 amino acids)
Biological process (GO): biosynthetic process
Molecular function (GO): L-alanine:2-oxoglutarate transaminase activity; pyridoxal phosphate binding
Source: RefSeq, a predicted model, not a curated record
AUGUCGACUUUGUCCCCGCCACAUAUCUUCCCGCCGCCCCGCCAUCCUCCACGACAGUCGCAGUUCUUCCUGCCUCUCCAACCGCAGCAGCAGCAGCAGCAGCAGCAGCAGCAGCAGCAGCAGCAGCAGCAGCAUCGGCAGUAUCAGCAUCGCCGCAAGUCCUCAACCAUGCGAUUGACCCGCGACACCAUCAACCAGCACGUCGUGCUUGCCGAGUACGCCGUCCGGGGCGAGCUCGCCGUCAAGUCGGAAGAGUUUCGCGCCCGCCUCAAAAAGGGCGACGGUUCGCUGCCCUUUGACCAAGUCAUCUCGGCCAACAUCGGAAACCCCCAGCAGCUCGACCAGAAACCCAUUACCUUCUUCCGGCAGGUCCUCAGUUUGCUGGAAAACCCCGAGCUGCUUGCAAACGAGCAUGUCCUGGUCAACGACCUCGGCUACAAGACCGACGUCAUCUCUCGGGCCAAGUGGUUGCUAAAGCAGGUUGGUUCUGUCGGUGCCUACAGCGCCAGUGCUGGUGUUCCGGCCAUCAAAGACAGCAUCGCGGCUUUCCUGGAACGGCGAGACGGCUUCCCUGCCGAUCCUUCCAAGAUCUAUCUCUCCACCGGUGCCUCUUCUGGCGUCAACACGCUUCUCCAUGUCAUUUGCGCGGAUAAAAAGUCGGGGAUCCUGAUCCCCAUACCCCAGUAUCCCCUGUACACUGCCACGCUGGCUCUCCUCGAUGCCCAGCCAGUUCCGUACUACCUGGACGAAUCCAAGGCUUGGGGAACCAACUUUGAGGCCAUCAAGGCUGCCUACGAGAAGGGCAAGGCCGACGGCCUGGAUGUCCGCUGCAUAGUCAUCAUCAACCCCGGUAACCCAACCGGCGCCUCCCUUUCCGAGCAAGACGUUCGCGCCGUCAUUGACUUUGCCAGCCAGGAAAACCUGGUCGUCGUGGCCGACGAAGUGUACCAGACCAAUGUCUUUGUCGGCAAAUUUCACAGCUUCAAGGGCGUCCUGCGCAAAAUGCAGCAGGAGAGCCCCGGCAGGUACGACGGCCUCGAGCUUGCCUCGUUGCACAGCAUCUCCAAGGGCAUGGUGGGUGAGUGCGGCCACCGGGGCGGCUACUUUGAGCUCGUCGGCUUCGAUGCAGAGGUCGAGGCCAACAUUUACAAGUUCGUCUCCAUCAUGCUCUGCGCCCCCGUCAUCGGGCAGUGCCUGGUCGAGCUCAUGGUCAACCCGCCCAAGCAAGGCGAGCCCUCUCACGAGCUCUACCAGAAGGAGUACUCCGCCAUCUACGACGGGCUGCGCGAGCGCGCCGCCGCGCUGCACGAGGCCUUUGGCCAGAUGGAAGGCGUCGAAUGCGCCGAGCCCCAAGGCGCCAUGUACCUGUUCCCCACCAUCAACCUGCCCCCCAGGGCCCUCGAGGCGGCUGCCGCUGAGAAGCGCUCUGCCGAUGAGUUUUACUGCAUGAAAAUGCUCGAGGCCACUGGUGUCUGCGUCGUCGCGGGUUCCGGCUUUGGCCAAAAGGAAGGCACCUUGCACUUCCGGACGACCUUUCUCGCGCCGGGCACGGAAUGGGUCGCGGGCGUUGUCAAGUUCCACAAGGAGUUUAUGGACAAGUACAGAUAG